AUGGUUAUCCCAUUCUUAGGAAGACUAUCCCUUUUAGAGUGGCCAAUGGUCAUCGUAUCCUUCGUGUUUGCUUAUAUUGAGUUCAUAAUAUCCAUUAUAACAAAGUGUCUACCUUCACCAAUCAUUCAUUUAUGCACAAAUAUAAUUAAUCAAGUUUAUACUGUUUUCCUUUUAUCACCAAAUGAAGAAGAUAUUUAUUCAAUUCCCAAGACCAAAAGUUAUAUUGAUAUGUUGAAAUUAAGAAACAAGAUUCAAAAUACUGAAAAUAUUAAACAAAUUGGUGAAAUUUUCGGUCAUGAAAUUGAUGAUCAUAUUGUCAAGACAAAUGAUGGUUAUUUAUUAUGUCUUCAUCGUAUAAAACCAAAAGUUGAAAACGCUCCAAUUGUUUAUUUACAUCAUGGGUUAUUAAUGUGUUCAGAUAUUUGGUGUGUUAAUAUUGAAAAAAAUAAAAACAUACCUUUUUUAUUACAUGAUUUAGGGUUUGAUGUUUGGUUAGGAAAUAAUCGUGGUAAUAAAUAUUCAACAAAACAUAUUUACUUAAAACCAAAUGAUGUUAAAUUUUGGGACUUUAGUAUUGAUGAAUUUGCUAUUUAUGAUAUACCUGAUUCAAUAAGUUAUAUAUUGAAUUAUACAAAUCAACAAGAUUUAACUUAUAUUGGGUUUAGUCAAGGUUCUGCUCAAGCAUUUGCUGCAUUAUCAAUUAAUCCAAUCCUGAAUAAACAAGUUAAAUUAUUCAUUGCAUUAUCUCCUGCAAUGACUCCAAGAGGUUUACAUCAUAAAGUUGUUGAUGCUUUAAUUAAAACUUCUCCAAAUAUUAUGUAUUUGAUAUUUGGCAAAAAAACUUUAUUACCAACUGCUUCAUUUUGGGAAAGUAUAAUCUAUCCACCAUUAUUUGUUAAAAUCAUUGAUAAAUCAAAUGAAAUGUUGUUUAAUUGGAAAAGUUUAAAUAUUAAUUUUAAUCAAAAAAUUUCAAGUUAUUCACAUUUAUAUUCUCCAACUUCUGUUAAAUCAAUUGUUCAUUGGUUUCAAAUUAUUAGAAAUUCAAAUUUCCAAAUGUUUGAUGAAGAUUUUUCAAUAACAAAUACAAUUUCAAAACCUUUUAGAAAUCCAAAUUUCCCUACAAGAACUAAUAUUAAAGUCCCAAUAAGAUUAAUCUAUGGAACUAUAGAUUCCUUGGUGGAUAUCAAUGUUAUGAAGAAGUUGUUACCUUCAGAUGAUAUUGAAACUGUUGGUGUUUUGGAUCAUGAACAUUUAGAUUUAAUUUGGGGUGAUGAUAUUGAAGAUUUAGUUUUCCCUCAUAUUUUGAAAUUUUUAAACAUUGAUUCAAAGGGAACAUCUGCUAUUCAAAAUGAUAAUGAUUCUGAUAAUGAAAAAGUUUCAAGUUAUUAA
Molecule: messenger RNA, 1389 nt
Organism: Hansenula anomala
Lineage: Eukaryota; Fungi; Ascomycota; Saccharomycetes; Phaffomycetales; Wickerhamomycetaceae
Gene: TGL1
Product: sterol esterase
Exons: 1
Coding region: 1-1389 (462 amino acids)
Source: RefSeq, a predicted model, not a curated record